Molecule: messenger RNA, 1560 nt
Organism: Exophiala viscosa
Lineage: Eukaryota; Fungi; Ascomycota; Eurotiomycetes; Chaetothyriales; Herpotrichiellaceae
Product: cytochrome P450
Exons: 2
Coding region: 1-1560 (519 amino acids)
Molecular function (GO): monooxygenase activity; oxidoreductase activity, acting on paired donors, with incorporation or reduction of molecular oxygen; heme binding
Source: RefSeq, a predicted model, not a curated record
AUGGCUUUUCACUCCGUCAGCGAGUUGAUAGCACCUUUUUUGCCGCUCAUAGCGGCAGGGCUGGUGGUUAUCAUAGGUUUACUAGUGUGGGAGGCAUACAAGACGGACUUUCCCAAAGUCAAGGGUUUGCCAGAACCAUCAGGAAAUCUCCCUUUCAUCGGUCAUCUUCUGCCCUUAGGAGGCCGAGAAAAGAAAAACGAUACCGUCAUAUUCACCCGGUGGCAAGAAGAACUCAACGCCGAUAUCUAUCAAAUCCGGCUCGGUAGCCAGCGUGCAGUCAUCGUCCAAGGAUGGCAAGCAAUCAAAGAUCUCUGGCUCGGAAUGUCAAAUUCACUCAUCGACCGCCCAUGGCAGCCCGGCUUCAUUGAUAAGCUGGGCGUGGACAUUUCCAGCUCGCCCAUGACUCCAACGAUCAAGCGAUGCAGGAGCGCGGCACUAAAAGCUCUCGGCAAGCCCCUCUGGCCAAGUUACUACCACCUGCUUGAGCCAUCGUCAGUCUCAAUGCUGCAAAAGGUCUACCAUACUGGACAGAACGGACGACUGCCAAUUGACCUCUACGUUCAUUUCCAGCAGGUGGUGAUGGAUCUAUCUCUCCAUCUGACGUACGGUGCCCGCCCCGGAGACAUUCCAGACCAAUUCGUCAAGGACCUCGUGGAGUCCGUAGGGACACUCACCCAAAUCCGCUCCUCGACAGCGGAUUUUUCACAUUAUGUCCCGUUGCUUCGCCUCCUCCCGCGUGGUGCGACGAAAGUCGAAACGACCGAAAGGCGAAGGCGAGGACAGCUCGAUUUCUUGUACGCCCAGUACUUGAAGAAAGUCGAGAAUGGCGAGGUCGUCAACUGCAUCGUCUCAUCAUUGGGCAAGGACAAAUUAUCUCUCGAGGAAAUCAGGGGCACCUGCGUGUCGCUCCUACAAGCUGCUCCCGACACCGUGGCAUCAGCAAUGUAUCAGGCAUGCGCGUGGCUGGCCAGUCCAGAAGGUCAGAGAUGGCAGCCAACAGCUCUGAAAGCCAUCUUGGAUCACUAUGGCGGAGACAAGGAUUUAGCAUGGGACAUGGCGUUCCGCGAAGAAGGGGUUCCAUUGAUCGUCUCCAUGUACAAAGAGACACUCCGAUGUUGGGCACCAACGCCUUUCGCGCAGGGCCGCGCCACGGUCAAGGACAUUGAGUACAAUGGCGUGCAUAUCCCAAAAGGCAUCACGAUCAUCAUGAAUGGCCAGGCCGCGAAUCUCGACACGUCAUACUACGGGUCUGAUGCAGGCGAGUACAAGCCGACACGGUUCAUGGGCGAUGAUAGCCCCCUGCCGCAUCUGGCAUUUGGAGCGGGAAGCAGGCAAUGUCCUGCGACGAAUAUUUCGAACCGCAUGAUGUAUGGCUUGCUCGUCAGGACGAUCCUGGCGUUUGAAUUGAAGGAGGGUGCUCGGAAGCCGCCCUUGGCGAUGCGCGACUUUUCAGAUCUUUAUGGGCUUGUUGAGAUUCCAAGGGGUUGGGAUUGUUUUCUCACAGCACGAGAUCCGGAGUGGUUGUUGAGUAGAUCGACGACGAGUAAGAAGGUGGAGUGA